Messenger RNA from Betta splendens (Siamese fighting fish), 1558 nucleotides. RefSeq names its product carbonic anhydrase (gene cahz). The transcript is spliced from 7 exons. Bases 144 to 926 code for a protein of 260 amino acids. Gene Ontology annotation, molecular function: zinc ion binding; carbonate dehydratase activity. NCBI's taxonomy places the organism in Eukaryota, Metazoa, Chordata, Actinopteri, Anabantiformes, Osphronemidae. Gene Ontology annotation, biological process: carbon dioxide transport. Gene Ontology annotation, cellular component: cytoplasm. The record is from RefSeq and is a predicted model, not a curated record.
AAACCAAACCCACCGGUGCCACGGCUGAUAGAGACUACAGUAUAUAAUGCAGCAGCAGCAGCAGCAGCAGCCUGUCAGUCAUCACAUCACCAUCGUCACUUUCUACACCUGCUAAAGCGCAUUCGCUGGUAACAGACGCAACAAUGUCUCAUGGAUGGGGAUACGGGACAACUAACGGACCUGAAACAUGGGUAGAAGAAUUUCCAAUUGCUGAUGGACUUCGUCAGUCUCCCAUCAACAUUGUGCCCAAGGAGGCAAAGUUUGACUUGUCCCUGAAGCAUCUGAAGCUCAGGUACGACUCGUCCAACGCCAAGGGCAUUCUCAACAACGGACACUCCUUCCAGGUCGACUUUGUGGAUGACUCGGACACGUCCAUCUUGACUGGAGGCCCCGUCUCUGGAAAGUACCGGCUGAAGCAGUUUCAUUUCCACUGGGGAAGCAGUGAUGACAAAGGCUCCGAGCACACUGUCAAUGGAGUCAAGUAUCCCUGUGAGCUCCACCUGGUGCACUGGAACACCAAAUACCCGAGCUUCGGUGAGGCAGCCAGUCAGCCCGAUGGCCUGGCUGUGGUCGGAGUGUUUCUCAAGAUCGGUGCAGCCAACCCUCGACUUCAGAAGGUUCUGGAUGCUCUGGAUGCCAUUAAGACGAAGGGGAAGCAGACCACAUUUACCAACUUUGACCCAAAGACUCUUCUUCCUGGUUCCCUGGAUUACUGGACGUAUGAGGGCUCUCUGACCACCCCACCCCUGCUGGAGAGUGUAACCUGGAUCGUCCUUAAGGAGCCAAUUAGCGUCAGCUCCACACAAAUGACCAAGUUCCGAGGCCUGCACUUUAGCGGAGAAGGGGAAAAUCCCUGCUCGAUGGUGGACAACUACCGGCCCCCCCAGCCUCUGAAGGGCCGCCAAGUCCGCGCAUCCUUCAAGUAGACAGCGAUGACUGAACCUGUGCAAAAUGAAUGUCGGAUCAUUACCGCGUUCCAACCGCGCAGCCACCUUUGUUUUAUUAGUUCCUAUAAUAAUAAUAAUUUUAUAACAGGUCAACAACAAUCAAUAACAAUAUUGAUAUUUAUAAAUACAUGCUGACAACAAUACAUGUCAAUUAGAAAAAAACAAUACCAUUAAUAAUAACAUCCUGGACUUUUAUUAUUUGUGCCUUGAUUGACCACAUGAAACACUGGCAUUUAUUGCGUCGUGACAGUUGCAGAUAUCAAAGCUAAAGUUUUUUUGAUCAGGGCUAGAACAUAUUGUUAAAUAUGGUGCUUUUACAAAUUAUUGCCUUAUUCAGUGGGUUUAGUUAACGCUUAGAAGAGCUGCCUGUCUCCACUGACUCUAUAUUAACAUAUUGGUUACAUGGUGUCAAAUGGCUCAUUACCUGAAUAAAUGAAUUACUGGCACUAGAAUCAAUGACCAUGAUAACUGACUGAGCUCAAUGUUGUAAGAUCACUGUAGAGUCUGGGUAGAACCAUCAGGAAUGUGCUGCCUGCUAUUAUGUGUUUGUGUGUGGAAUACAGUACCAAGUAUUCAUAAAAUCAAUAAAAAACAGAGACUUCUCAUCUAAA